This is a messenger RNA of Pyrus x bretschneideri (Chinese white pear), 1548 nucleotides long. RefSeq lists its product as uncharacterized. The transcript has 6 exons. Bases 238 to 1272 code for a protein of 344 amino acids. Lineage: Eukaryota; Viridiplantae; Streptophyta; Magnoliopsida; Rosales; Rosaceae. The record is from RefSeq and is a predicted model, not a curated record.
CUCAGAGGAACGAGGCAUCUAAUCAUAGUGUUCUUCACGAGCAAAAGCUCCGAACCCCAUCAAAAUAAACAUAUUAUACUCUCCCUCUCUCUCCUCCUCCUCUUCUUUCUCUCUCUACCUUUUCCAUUUUAUCCAAUUUUUUUUGUUGGCUUUUUGAAUUAAUGGCUAUUGUGAGGAAUAAAGCUUGAGAAAACUAAAGCAGGAGGAGGAAUGCUUGCCUUUUGAGCUCCCAUUACAAUGGCUGAUGAUCUCUGGUCCUUCAAGGAUAUAUUUUUGAUAAAGGCGCCGAAGAAUUCUCCUUUGGUGCUGCGGAUGAUUGUUGUGUUGUUUGCAAUGGUCUGUGGUGUCUAUAUUUGCUCAAUUUGUUUACAGCAGGUCAGCACCCGCACAAAAUCUGGAUUCUUAAAUAUUGAGGUGAUUCAAAGGCCGUGUCCACAGCUUGAUGUUGAGCCUGAAGAACUUCGUUAUAUGCACUACCCAAAGCCCAAAACUUAUAGCAGGGCUGAGUGUGCUUGCAAUCCUGUGCAAUACUUCGCAAUUUUGUCGAUGCAGAGGUCUGGGAGUGGGUGGUUUGAGACACUAUUGAAUAAUCAUACUAACAUAAGCUCAAAUGGGGAGAUUUUCUCUGUGAAAGUUAGGAGAAGUAAUAUUUCAACAAUCGUUGAGACUUUGGACAGACUUUAUAAUCUAGAUUGGUUGAGUAGCGCCUCAAAGAAUGAAUGCACCGCUGCAGUUGGCUUGAAGUGGAUGCUUAAUCAGGGCUUGAUGCAGCAUCACAAAGAAAUAGUAGAGUACUUCAAUACACGGGGUGUUUCUGCUAUCUUUCUCUUUCGAAGAAAUCUGUUGCGGAGGAUGAUCUCUGUCCUUGCAAAUUUGUAUGACCGAGAUAAUAAGCUGCUUAAUGGGACCCACAAGUCUCACGUGCAUUCUCCUCACGAGGCAGAAAUACUUGCAAAAUACAAGCCUACAAUCAAUGCAACUUUGCUGAUACCCAACCUGAAGCAAGUACAAGAUACAACCACGAAAGCUUUGGAAUAUUUCAAGAGCACCCGUCAUAUUAUCCUCUACUAUGAGGAUAUCGUAAAAAACCGCACUAAGUUGCUUGAUGUUCAAGAUUUUCUUAAGGUUCCAAAAAGGGAUUUAAAGAGUCGCCAGGUGAAGAUACACAAAGGUAAUUUGUCUAGUCAGAUUGAGAAUUGGGGCGACAUCCAAAAGACACUUACAGGAACACAGUAUGAAAGCUUCCUCAGUGCGGAUUAUCGAAGAAGGUAAAUAGCAGUGAGGCGAUGUAUAAACCGUGCUUUAUUCAUUUCACAUUUUUGUUUCUUCUUUCGUCUGCAGCCGCAGAAGCCAACGGGUUACCUCCCUGUUGGAAUUUUGGCUGCAGCCUCUAAUUUUGAUUGUAGCUUCUUUGUCACUCGAUUUUUGUUUCGUUUUUGCCACACUCGUUUAAUAUUCAAUUGAUUCUUUGUCUUCUCCUUCUCUACGAGAAACAUCGUCGUUGUAUUCAAGCUAAUCAAUAGAGAAAGUUGUAGUUUCACCUUGCAA